Fonsecaea nubica is the source of this 1491-nucleotide messenger RNA. RefSeq lists its product as hypothetical. The record is from RefSeq and is a predicted model, not a curated record. The coding region runs from base 1 to 1491 and encodes 496 amino acids. The transcript is spliced from 2 exons. Lineage: Eukaryota; Fungi; Ascomycota; Eurotiomycetes; Chaetothyriales; Herpotrichiellaceae.
AUGGCGGUCACAAUACCUAUACAAGCGCUGGACAAACGCAAUAUGCAUUCGAAUCGAUUAUACUCGAGACAGGGACCACCGAACGAUGGUGGCGGCGGGGGCGGAGGCGGAGGGAUGGGUGGGAAUGCUGUUAUAGUAGGCAUCGUUGCUGGUGUCGUUCUCUUCCUCAUUGCAUGUGUGGUCUUUUACACAAUGCUACGAAGGUGGAGAGUACAAGGCAAGAGGCCCAAAUACAUUCCCACGAAAUUUUUGAAGAGCAAAUGGCAGAGCUGGCAACCCGGCGGAAAAUACAAGGCCGUCCGGAACCGAGAUCUUUCAUCCACGAACACGGCUUACAAUGGCAAUGAGAUCGGUGACGCGGCAGGAGCUGGGGCAGGAGUCGAUCGCAACACCAGUGUGCGCAGCGUCAUAACACUCCCGGCUUAUUCAAGAACGCCAAAAGACAGUGAACAAGUAAUCGGGCGGGAAGGUGAAAGAGGUGGUAUGGACACAGUGGUUGAAUUCCCGGAGACGGCGGACGAGGAAGAAACACGUCGUGAAGACCAGAUGGAAUCAUUAUACCAAAUCCGAGUGGCACGCCGCCGCGAAAUUGCGGAACGGGAAGAACGCAGACGGGAACGACGAGAAGCUCGCGAGAGAGGAGACACAGCUCGAUUAGAGCAGUUGAGGCGAGAAUCUCGCCAGCGUGCGAAUGAGAGUACUACCUCAGUCAAUGGCGGCGUGAGUGUCUCUGCUGCCACUUUAAUUGCUGAACAUCAGUCUCGCGGACGGGAACGAAGGGUCUCAAGCGUCGCAUAUGCUUCACUAGGAGAAGUACGCCAUGACGGUACCCGGAUUCGAGCAAACAGCAAUGACUCUGAGCGAGGUGGGCUGUUGAGUGGAGCAGCCCCAAUGGGCGAGACCGAGGGACGGCUCCGUCUCCUUUCGGAUGCUACAUCAACGCAUAGCCGAGAGCGUUCGAUCAGUGCGGUCAGUGUGUCAACGAUGGGGUCUGAUAUGGAACGACAGCAAACACCUGGAUCAACCAUUCCCGACGACAGCAACCGACGCCAAAGUGACGAGCCCCAAAGCGGCGGUACGUCCAACUCUUCACCGACCGCCAACAGAUUCACGCCUGAUGACAGCACUGGAUCAGACGACAUUGGGGAAUCACGCAUUCCACUACCUUCAGACAUUGGCGAUGAAGGUCGGCCGCCCGACUACGAGUUUCUGGAGUGGGGUGACGCUCCUUCAUACGAAGCUGCCGUCGCUCGUCGCGCAGCAAGCAACGCCAGUCGAGCUGCGGGCGUUUUGUCAAGAGGCCCUACAAAUGCAAGCACUGCUCCUCGACUCCCCCAGCUCAAUCUUCCUAGGAUCAGUGUGUCUGGAGCCACGGAGCCUAAUACACCUGUGUCGCCAGAUGCCCAAGCCGCGCCUGUUCCUAAUAAUGGACCCACGUCGACCUCGCACUCGCCUGAGGUAACGACAGGAUCUGAGCAUGCAAGGGUGUAA